AUAACAAUAUAAUCAUCCCUUAUGGAAGUGAAGUAACAAUUACUACCUGCAUUAGCAAUGCUUCCUCUUAAGUUUAAAUAUCGUUACAACAUUUGUCUUUUAUAAUAAGCUUCUACUUGACACCUUUCUCUAAUAGAAUGGAAAGUGGAGACAUUUCCAGUCUGACAGGUGCUGGUGCAGAUGUGCACGGCAUCCUGUAUUGUGAUGGAAACAAAUUUUAUAACAAUUUAAAUAGUGAUCAGUCUUAUUUAAAUAAAUACAACGCAAAUUUAGAAUUAGAAAAAAGAAACUUUGAUUUCCAAACUAAUAUUGAUGGGUUGUCGGGCUCCAAGACUGCAUUACGAGAUGUAAACUCUUUAGACUUUAAUGAAAUGCAAAAACCUCAUUUCUCAGAUGAGGACUACGUCCCGAUUAAAACCCCAGAUAGCUUUAAAAAUGACUCAGAUUCUGUCAAUAAAAGUUUAUCUGAUGAGUUUCUAGAGUCGGGUGAUAAUAGUAAACAUAGUGUUAGUAACAGAUCAUAUUUUCCAAAUAGUAGUUUAGAGUCAUUAGAUAUGAUAGAGUCUCCACAGUCACUGAUGCAUCACAGUACAUGGCCUGUAGAAAGAGGAAUUUCCAGUUGGGCGAACACAAAUCAUGCUCAGAGUUUUGACUUUCAAAAAGGCUAUCAAUCACAACAGUGUAAUAAAAGUUUACCAGUGCAUUUGUAUUCCAGCAUGGAGAGUCCAGAAAUGUUUGGUUCUAAAGUGAAAUGUGUAUACUCUUUAUUAUCUAUGUUAGGGUCACAGAAUUCAAUUGAUAUGAGCAGUGAAUUUCUAGAAAUGAGUAAGAAUUUGGAAUGUUGUGUUGCAAUGCGGCAAAGUGGGUGCAUUCCAUUGCUGGUGCAACUUGUACAUUCAGAUCCUGAUGCAAGUACGAAACAAAAAGCUGCUUUAGCAUUAUACAAUGUAAUAAGAGCCAAUCCUGAUGAUAGAUCUGGGCGUAGAGAAGCUAAAGUAUUUAAACUUCUACAACAAAUUCGUGUUUUCUGUGACUUGCUUCGGCUUCAAAUAUCUGAGAACGAAAUGAAUAAAAUGGAUUUUAAUGCACAGAACGGUCAAGAUAUACACCCAACAUCAGUUAUUGGAGUUUUAACCAAAAUAAGUUUUGAUGAAGAGCAUAGGCAUGCCAUGUGUGAUUUAGGGGCAUUGCGUGCAAUUGCUGAUAUAAUCACUUUGGAUCAUGCAGCUCACGGUAAUAUUACUAUGAAUAUGAGUUGUAUAACAAUAAGAAGAUAUGCAGGAAUGGCAUUAACAAAUCUUACUUUUGGUGAUGGUAAAAAUAAAUCACUUUUAUGUUCUUUUAAAGAUUUUUUGAUGGCACUUGUCGCACAGUUGUAUUCUGAAAAUGACGAACUAAUGCAAGCAUCUGCAAGUGUUUUAAGGAACAUGUCAUGGAGAGCCGAUGCCUCUAGCAAACAAAUUCUAAGAGAUGUGGGAGCGGUAUUGGGCUUGACACAUGCUGCGAUGAAAAGCAAGAAAGAAACUACUUUAAAGUCAAUACUUUCUGCUUUAUGGAAUUUAUCAGCUCAUUGUUCUUUGAAUAAAGUUGAUAUUUGCUCUGUUGAGGGUGCCUUAGGAUUUUUAGUGGAAAUGUUAAAAUAUAAGGCCCCAAGUAAAACUCUAGCUAUUGUAGAGAAUGCUGGUGGAAUAUUACGAAAUGUAUCUAGUCAUAUAGCCCUUAGAGAGGACUACAGAGAAAUACUUCGACAUCAUAAUUGCUUAACAAUAUUACUACAACAAUUAAAAUCACCAAGCCUCAUAAUUGUCAGUAAUGCUUGUGGGACAUUAUGGAAUUUAUCUGCUAGGAAUUCAACAGAUCAACAAUUUUUAUGGGAGAAUGGUGCUGUCCCUUUAUUAAGAAGUUUGAUAUAUUCUAAGCAUAAAAUGAUAUCUAUGGGAUCAAGUGCAGCUCUCAAAAAUUUGUUAAAUGCAAAACCUGAGUGCAUCAAUUUCUUAAGUGAUUCUUCUUCUAAAGGAGUUCCAAAUCUAACUACAUUGGGUGUAAGAAAACAAAAAUCUCUACAUGAGUUAAUAGAUCAAAAUCUUUCAGAAACUUGUGAUAAUAUAGAUAGUGUGGCCGCUAAUUCUAAUGGAUAUAGCUUACAAAUACCUUGUAACAGAGAGAACAGAAAAGUAAUAAAUCGUAACUUUUUGUCGCAUAGCAGCAGUAAUUCUUUAUUGCAAAAGGCAUCUAAGUUUGAUACGCUAAAUAGAUCUGAAAGUAAAGAUUCAAUAACAAGUGCACAAUCAGACUCUGUUUAUGAAAGGGCUUUGAGGCGAUAUUUAGUGACUAUACCUGAUUAUCAUAAUGAGAUAUAUAAUAGUUCUGCCCCAAAGAUAAAUUCCACAAGUUUGAAUGAUGAAAACAUAAAGAAGAAGGAAGGUUUCAUGAGUUUCAAUGAGUAUUCAAAAAAACUACAGAAUGAAUCAAAAAUCUCCUUUUAUAAUGUACCAAUAAGAAGUAAUUAUUCAGAAGCCGAUUGCAUGGAGAUUGCACAAGAUCAGCCUAUUGAUUACAGUAGAAAAUAUUGUGAACAGAAAAUUGGCAAUAAUGACAUUGUAGAAACUGUAAGUACUACAAGGAAUAUGAAUGAAGAAAGCUUUGGUGAUUAUCAAGAAACAGAUUUGGAUCAACCGACUGAUUAUUCAUUGAAAUAUGGUGAAAAUGCAUCUGACUCAAUAACAGAUUUACCAAAAGAAGCAACCACAAAACAAUAUUAUGAAGCUCAAGAUGCUGACUUUGUACAUGAAGAUACAGUAAAAUGUUAUUAUACAGAAGGUACACCAUAUGAGACAACACCUUAUAAUUUUUCUACCACAACAUCUAUGACUGAUGUAAGAAUGUUGCCUCAAGCUGAAUCAAAUAAAAGUAACGAUGAAAAAGUUGAAGAGAUAUGUGAUAAAGUCAGAGACAAUAUGACUAUUAGUGAUGAGAAAGACACUUGUUCUGAUUACAAUGAUGCAGCUGUUGAACAAAAUAUGCUUACCAUGAAAACUGAGGAUUACACAUCAAAAUUCAGUUCAGGUAUAGGCAGUCCAGAAAAACCAGUCAAUUACUGUGAAGAAGGCACUCCAGGAUACUUCUCACGUGUUAGUUCUUUGAGUAGCUUGGAUGGCUUUAAUGGAAGCAGUUUGAAAAAUGUAGAUACUUUAAAUGAGGUUCAGGAAAACAAAUCUCCAAAUGUAUCUAGAGACAAAGGGACUUCUAGUGCUAAAGCAGUGUCUUUUGUACAAGGACCAGAUUAUGCACAAGAAACGCCAUUGAUGUUUUCUCGUAGUUCUUCUUUAGGUUCUUUAUCUAGUACUGAACACCCAGAAAUUAUAGAUGAUCAUAACUCUAUUGUAUCCGACUUCAGUAGACUGACAAGUGGUGUAGUGUCUCCAAGCGAACUGCCAGAUUCCCCAACACAAACUAUUCCUCCAACGCAACUCGCAAAGCCAAAUCAUAAAGUAGUCAUUCCUGAAGGGGAUAUUGAUAAAGACCAUGUAACAACUUAUGCGGAAGAAGGGACACCAGCACAUUUUUCUUGUGUUACCAGCUUAAGCGCUUUAACUAUAGAUGAUGAUGAAGAAGAACAUAUUUAUAAAAAUAAAUCAAGUAAUAAUUCUACAGGAAAUGAGCACCAAUUAGUAUCAGAAGGUGAUGACGAAGAUGAUGAUAUUCUUGCAGCUUGUAUCAACAUUGGCAUGCAGAAACCACGCAUAGCCAUGCCUGUUCAUUCUACUCCAAAAUAUGAACCCAAAGUUAAUAAUGAUACUGUGAGACAUUACUGUACUGAGGGUACACCACAAACAGUAUCAAAAGCACCAAGUAAUUCUGAUCUAUCAUUUAAUGAUAUGCAGUCCUUUGAAUCUGCUGAUGAAAUAACAGUAAGGAAAGGAAUCAAACAAGGAAAUGAUGCUAUGGAUGAUAUUUUAUCGGAUAGUUCAAAUUCUUCUAAUGAAAACAAGGACCUUUUAGGAGAAUGUAUACAGUUUGGAAUGCAUAAGGUUAAUAGGAAGAACAGAAAACCUGAUCAAACUAGUCCUCCUACCAAUCUGAAACAGUCUGAUAAUGCUUCAAACUAUUUGAUUCCCAAAGAUGAAUUAGCUCUUUAUGCUGUAGAAGAUACACCUUAUAAUUUCAGUGUAUGCUCAAGUAUCUCAGAUUUGACUAUAAAUUCUCUGGAUAAGCCAAAAAGUGAAAUUGGACAAAUAUGUGACUCUGAUGAUAUAUUGAAAAAGAAUAUUUCACAUGAGCCGUCUCCACAAAAAGAUUUUUCAGUCACAUCAGCAUUGGCGGAAAAGGCAAAUCUAUUGCAAAGAAUGCAGAGAACAAACGAAGAAUUAUUGGCAAAUGAUCUGCCUGUUAACAAUUUGCAUUCCUUCAGCUCAUCAAGCGUCGAAUCUUUUGAUUCCCCUGAUGGUGAAGGAAAUUUGUUUGAACAAUGUAUUAAAUCUGGUUUACCAAAACAAAAGUCAUCAAGUUCAAAUACUAAGAGAACUUCAGCACGGACUUUGAAUAAAACAUUCCGUGAUCAUGCUGGUACAUCAAAAGAAAAGAUAAGAUCACAAUAUAGAGAAAAGAAAAGUAUGUCCCAUAUUCCUACGUUUACAAACUUUAUGAAAGAAGAUCAAGAUGGAAAAAUAUCCCAAGAAGAAGUAGAUGGCUUGGACCUAUUUAAAGAAUGCAUUUACUCUGGGAUGCCAAAAAAUAGGACAGAUAAUGUUGUGCCUGAUUAUGAAGAAACACAUGUGGCUGAUCGAGUGAAUAAAUCUAGUGAUAAAGUGAAUGAUAUUCACAGUGUGAAUGAACAAAUGACUCAUGAAAGGCAUGAUAUUGAUACAGCUAAUAAACAAAUUGAAAAUGAAAAACAAAUUGGUACAAGUUUUAUAGUUCAACCAAAAUCUGAGGAGUUCGACUGUGAUAAAACAUUUACAUCAUCUGAUCAAUUUGGUCAAAAAUUAGAAAUGAAAGUGCAACAUGACGUUGAGAGGAGUGUUACAAACAAUGGUUCUGAAGACACAUGCAGCUAUGAUAUGUCAUUCCCUAGCAUCAGCUGUACGAUUCCUAACGUUGUGAAUUUAGAUCAAGACAGUGAAGACGUCAGUUUAUGUAUCAGCACAACGCUCAAUGAAUCAGAAAUAAAUCAAGAAAAGAAUGAAAAUAAUUCUUUGAUGAAGUCAGAUGAAAAGUAUAGUCCAUUCAAACAUCACAACUUUAAUAAAGUUAUGUCAAAUUCUUCGAUAAUUGAAUAUGAAGCGACAAAAUUAGCAAAAGCUUUAGAAAGUAAUGAAAGCAUGCAAUAUUCCAUGUUAGAUCAAAUUAAACCACCGUCUCCCAUGGGAAGUUUGCUUUCCCUCUCACAAAGUAUUUGCAGUAAUGUAGAGUUAGAUUUUGAAUCAAACACUGCUAGUACACAUAAAGUCAUGAGAAAUCCAUUGCCUGGAGCAUUACUCGUUCGGAGGGCUUUAAAUUCUUAUUUUUCAAAUAAUUCCGAUAGCUUUGACCAGAACUUAAACAAUUCAUUAUAUAACAUAGAUAGUGUUAAACCUCCAUCAGUGAUGAAUGAUUUAGAUAUGGAUAAUAGUAUAAAUAGUGUAGCUAGUAUAACAUCUGAAAUAGCAGAUAUAAAAUUCAGUAACUCACCCCCAUUACAACAUUCAUUUUUAAUGAAUUCUGUUAAUGAUAUUGAAGAUAUUAAUCCUCCAUCUUUGCUUGGUGAGAUGACACUUAAUGAUAAUAGCUUAUCUGAAAUUUCAGAGGCUAAAGAUAUAACUGUUACUCUUGACAAUAAUCUACCUCUCGAUACUCCGCCCAGUACUAGAAAAUCUUUAACACCAAAACAAAAUAGACAACUUGCAAAAGAACGUUAUUUGACUUACACUUUGCAACAAGAUUUGCUUAAUAGUGAUAAAACAUUGAAUGCAAGUGGACAAGAAGAGGAAAAUACAUCUAAUGAAACAUUAAAUGUUACAGUGUCCUCACCAAGUAAAUUGAAAUUAAAGAAAACUUGCAAGCAAAGAAGACAAGAAGACAGAGCCAGGUUUCAAACUCAGGUAUUGGACAUAAGUGAAUGUGAAACACCAGAGUCAAAGUCACCUCCUGUUGACACAAAUACUUUUGUUAAAAAAUCAAUCCGAGAGAAAAGAUUAAGUGAUGGCGAUCGAUUCAAAACGAGGAAUUUAGAAGCACAACUUGCUGAAAUUGCCAGUAGCAACACAAAUAUUGAUGAAGUUAAUGAAUUUGAUUUUAAUCUGGAAGACAUUCUAGCACAUGAAACAGAUUUAGUUUUAGGACGACUGAGUGAUGAAACACAAAAAAGUUCUACGAAUAAUUGUGGCUACUUGAAUUCUACUUUGAAUGAUAGCAAGCAAUUAUCUGGCCCACCUGCUUUCAUUGCAGAAUCUUCUCAAAUUGCAAUAUUAGAAAAUACUGUAGUCCUAAAUAAAACUGCAAACAUAUAGAAGAUUCAAAUCAAAUUUUAGAUCAAUCAAAAUCCUAUGUGAUAAAUAAUGAUGAAGAGAAUCAGAGUAGUAAAGUUUCACCAGUUCAUGCAGCAGGGCCUGAAAUAGUUAAACCUUCUCAAAAAGUUCAUGACGAAACUGUCACUAAAGUUGUUAGACCUCGUCAUAGUAAAUCUCCUUAUAUAUCACC
Molecule: messenger RNA, 6678 nt
Organism: Ctenocephalides felis (cat flea)
Lineage: Eukaryota; Metazoa; Arthropoda; Insecta; Siphonaptera; Pulicidae
Product: adenomatous polyposis coli protein-like
Exons: 5
Coding region: 138-6488 (2116 amino acids)
Biological process (GO): pattern specification process; positive regulation of protein catabolic process; negative regulation of canonical Wnt signaling pathway
Cellular component (GO): catenin complex; cytoplasmic microtubule; beta-catenin destruction complex
Molecular function (GO): beta-catenin binding; microtubule binding; gamma-catenin binding
Source: RefSeq, a predicted model, not a curated record